Molecule: messenger RNA, 1580 nt
Organism: Maylandia zebra (zebra mbuna)
Lineage: Eukaryota; Metazoa; Chordata; Actinopteri; Cichliformes; Cichlidae
Product: GTPase IMAP family member 7
Molecular function (GO): GTP binding
Source: RefSeq, a predicted model, not a curated record
UCUCUGCUCCACCACAGAUUGCAGCUGCAUUGAAGCACUCUGCGGUCAAAUGAUCUAGAAACACGAGCGUAUCUCAGAAACAGCCAGUCUCUGUCUCUCUCCAGGAUUUCAGCUAUUUUUAAAAAAACAUUUUGAAGGCUUCACUACAGUUUCUCCAUCAGAAUGUCGUCAUCUGAAAGUGCUGCGUCACAUGAAGUCAGUGAAGCAUCAGCCCCCACAUCAGAGGCUGAAUCUCUGAGGAUCGUUCUGCUGGGCCGGACCGGGACAGGCAGAAGCUCCUCUGGCAACACCAUCCUGGGAAGGUCUGCGUUCCUGGUGGACGUGUCCCCCUGUUCUGUAACCGCACGAUGCAAGAAACAGAGCGGGAUAGUGGGAAGGCGGAGUAUCUCCGUCAUUGACACUCCCGGGCUCUUCCACACACACCUGUCUUCUCAGGAGGUUAUGGCAGAGGUGGGACAGUGUGUUGGUUUCUCUUCUCCGGGACCCCACGCCUUCUUGGUGACACUGCAGCUCGGCAGGUUCACCCAUGAGGAGAGGGAGGCCUUUGAGUGGAUCAAAGCUAGAUUAGGGCCUGGAGUAAUGAGGUUUACGAUGGUGCUGUUCACCUGUGGUGACCAGCUGAAGGGGAAACGCAUCGAGGACUUUCUAGAGGAGAGCCAGGAGCUGUCUGAGUUUGUCAGCAGCUGCUAUGGAGGAUAUCACGUCUUUGAUAACAGCAGGCAGGAGGAAACAGAUGAAUGUUCACAUCAAGUCAUGCAACUUUUGGAGAAGGUGGACCAAAUUGUGGCUAAGAAUGGAGGCGGUUGCUACAGCGAUGAGAUGCUGAAGGAGGCUGAAGGUGCCAUAAGGGAGGCACAUGAGAGGAUUCUGGGUGAAGCUGGGCACGUGGUGGAGUCUAUUCAGACAGAGGCUGAGGUCCCAGAGGGGCGGCUGCCAAGAUUGGAAAAGAAGUGGGAGGAUGAGGAGAGGAGAAGGGAGGAAGAGGAGGCCCGGAAGAGAGCGGAGAGGCUUUUCUGGUGCGAGCUGGUGACCGCCCUGGGGAAAGGUGCUGCGGAGGGGGCAGGGAUCAUGGGAAAGGACAAGGGGAAAGGGAAAGCUGUGAAGAAGGCGAAGGUGGUGGAGAAAGUGGCAGCUCUGGCUGCGUCUCCGCUCUCUGUCAGGUCGGCUGCGAAAGCAGUGGGAGGGGCCGUGAGAGAAGGAAGCAAGGUGCUAUACAAACACAGAAAAACUUUACUGCGCUGAAAGGUAAAUCAAAGAGACAGGACACAACGAAACCCACGUGGUGAGGACAAGUCACUUGAUGUAAGGCCAGCUGGACUUCUUUAGGUUUUGAAGACGUUUCGCUUCUCAUCCAAGAUGUUUCUCUAGAGAAGGGGUCAAAUCCCUACCAGUGGUUUAUAGCCCGAGACCAUCCACCAGGUGCUCUAGGGAUGAAAAAGCCUCCUGGAUGAGAGGCGAAGCAUCUUCAAAGACCUAAAAAAGCCAAGCUGCCAUUUUCUCAAGCUCCACCAUGACCUGGAUGAAUGAGAACCUACAGAUGCAUCACCUAACUAUGAUUGUGUUUCCAUUGUUCAACACCA